CGUCUCUAUCGCGACAGCUCGUCCCCCGGGGCGUGCCGGCCGCGCUCGCACGUGGUGUUCCUGAAGACGCACAAGACGGGCGGCAGCAGCGUGCUGAACCUGCUGUCGCGAUACGCCGACGAGCGACGCCUGCGCUUCGCGCUGCCCCUGCGCUACCAGUUCGGAUACCCCGGAAUGUUCCGGGCCGAGCUGGUCAGGGGCUUCCGGCCCGGGGACACCUUCGAUGUGCUGGGCCACCACAUGAGGUUCCACCUCAAGGAGGUGCAGCGCGUGAUGCCCAACGACAGCUUCUACUUCUCCAUCGUGCGCGACCCCGGCUCCUUGGGCGCCUCGGCCUUCUCCUAUUUCCGCGCGGCCUCCCCGGCCUUCCGCCGCUCCCCUUCCCUCGCCGCCUUCCUCGCCUCCCCCUCCCGCUUCUUCCAGCCCGGAGCCCGCGGCAACCACUACGCCCGGGACCUGCAGUGGUUCGACUUCGGCCUCCCGCGGCCCUCGCAGCCCUCGCAGAUCCCGGCCUUGCUGGCGGAGCUGGAGCGCGUUUUCCCCCUGGUUCUCCUGGCCGAGCGCUUUGACGAGUCCCUGGUGCUGCUGAGGGAGCGCCUGUGCUGGCCUCCCAAUUCCGUGGAUACUUUCCCUCACAAUUCCCGCGGUUCCUCCCGGGAGAUCCCGGCCUGGCAGGUUCGGCGCUUGCGGGCCUGGAAUUCCCUGGAUUGGGCGCUUUAUUCGCAUUUUAACCGCACCUUCUGGCGCCACGCCGAGCGCUUCGGGCUGGCGCGG
Molecule: messenger RNA, 774 nt
Organism: Cyanistes caeruleus (blue tit)
Lineage: Eukaryota; Metazoa; Chordata; Aves; Passeriformes; Paridae
Source: RefSeq, a predicted model, not a curated record